Molecule: messenger RNA, 1150 nt
Organism: Sebastes umbrosus (honeycomb rockfish)
Lineage: Eukaryota; Metazoa; Chordata; Actinopteri; Perciformes; Sebastidae
Gene: nsa2
Product: NSA2 ribosome biogenesis homolog (S. cerevisiae)
Exons: 6
Coding region: 148-930 (260 amino acids)
Biological process (GO): maturation of 5.8S rRNA; maturation of LSU-rRNA
Cellular component (GO): preribosome, large subunit precursor; nucleolus
Source: RefSeq, a predicted model, not a curated record
AUGACGUAUUUCCUCUAAAUUUCGGCUACGGGGAUAACAACAUCGGAACGACCCCAGUCCGACUUAAAACACCGAAUAAUCUGCGUUUUUACCAACUUUUACCACCUGUAACGCAUUCAUCGGAAUAUUUAACUACUAUAAAACAAAAUGCCCCAGAACGAGCAUAUCGAGUUACAUCGCAAGCGGCAUGGCUACCGCCUGGACCACCAUGAAAAGAAAAGGAAGAAGGAGAGCCGUGAGGUCCACGAGCGGUCCCACAAAGCCAGGAAGCUGAUCGGUUUGAAGGCCAAACUGUACCACAAACAGAGACAUUCAGAGAAGAUCCAGAUGAAGAAGACCAUCAAAAUGCAUGAACAGAGGAAGACCAAGCAGAAGAACGAUGAUAAGACCCCAGAGGGAGCAGUGCCAGCCUACCUGUUGGACAGAGAGGGACAGUCCCGUGCUAAGGUCCUCUCCAACAUGAUCAAACAGAAGAGGAAAGAGAAGGCUGGUAAAUGGGAGGUGCCCCUGCCAAAGGUGCGUGCCCAGGGAGAGACAGAAGUGCUUAAAGUCAUCAAAACUGGAAAGAGACAAAAGAAAGCCUGGAAGAGAAUGGUCACCAAAGUCUGCUUCGUCGGCGAUGGCUUCACCCGUAAACCUCCCAAAUAUGAGCGUUUCAUCAGACCCAUGGGUUUGCGUUUUAAGAAGGCUCAUGUCACACAUCCAGAGCUGAAGGCCACGUUCUGCCUUCCCAUCCUCGGAGUGAAGAAGAACCCCUCCUCACCGCUCUACACCUCUCUAGGAGUCAUCACAAAAGGAACAGUCGUAGAGGUCAAUGUCAGCGAGCUGGGCUUGGUCACACAAGGAGGAAAGGUUAUCUGGGGUAAAUACGCCCAGGUGACAAAUAACCCAGAGAAUGAUGGCUGCAUUAAUGCCGUCCUGCUGGUAUAAGACUCUUGACCUUUAUACAGACUGUGCCUGGUAACUCUGAAUUUACACGAGGAGUGUUGAUUACAACAAAGAUGCGACAAGAAAUGGGCUUCACAUCACGGGACUAACGGGAAGAUCAAUGAUGCUACACUUGGAAACACAACUGUUUUUGUAACAGAAGAAGAAAAUAGGGUGAUCACUGUGUUAAAUGUGAUAUAAAUAAACUUGAUAUGACACCAGA